AUGACCUCGCUUGCAAGACACAUCCAAUCACGGCACAUCACGGAUGGCGCAUUCAGAAUAUGCGGAAUAUUUCUAGUUGGUCACUAUGUCUCAAGGUGGAUUGCCAAUCGCAGGGUCAAUCCCACUGCUAGUACUGCUCAUCCACUGUUGAUUCCUGAUCGAAUAACACACCAUAGGGUAUGUCCCCAGAAGCAUUCUUUUGCUUAUCCAUACUUCAUGCUUGGCAUCCCGAUAGAGGUCUCGGAAAACGCCAAUGGAAUUAUGUCUGAAGAUGCUCACGGUCCACCGUCUUGGUUCACCCAAUUAUUCGGGUUGACAAACUUCUUUGAGGUUCGUCCAGUUGAUCACCUACAACGCAUACGUUCCGACAAUGGCUGGUGUGGAAAAUUGGAUGCAUAUCUAGGGCCCGAGGGUAUUGAAGCCUCGCGAUAUCCGUUAUGCCUAUCUCGUGACUGCCGCACAGUUCCCAGGCUUUCACUUUAA
Molecule: messenger RNA, 483 nt
Organism: Fusarium verticillioides 7600
Lineage: Eukaryota; Fungi; Ascomycota; Sordariomycetes; Hypocreales; Nectriaceae
Exons: 2
Coding region: 1-483 (160 amino acids)
Source: RefSeq, a predicted model, not a curated record